UGACUGGAUGUAGUGCACUACUGGUUUACCUGUAGCUUAAAUGUAGUGUACUACUAGUUUACCUGUAGUUUAAAUGUAGUGCACCACGGUGUAAAUGUUAGCUUACACUAAACUGUAUAAACAGGUGAUAUAGUUUGUUAUACCACACAUUUUGUUAAGUGUACAUUUGUAAUUUAUAGAAAUACUCAAGAAAUCACAAUAGAUGCACUAGCUUUUGUGUUCUAAUUGGGUGUACGAUUCCUGAAAAAAGGGGUCGGAUCGAGGUUUAUUGGUUUGCUCCCAUUUUAAGAAAGUUAUUUAUCGUAUUGCUAAAGUGCAUGCAUGUAUACAGUGUGUAUUUCUAUUUUGUUUUUCCAUUGCAGUAUACACUAGAACCUAUUCCUAUUGGUCAGUUGUAAGGAAUUCUGGUGAAGUGACGCAGCAAAUCAGCAGUUUGUGCCUCUUUGUGGUUGCCUAUAUCUACAUGUACAACCAGAAACUAUCGCCGCGGUUGUUAGUGAUAGCCAUGGCAGCGGUUACCAUGGUUGGUUACCUGGUCAAGCUUUACACAGACCAUGUGAUAGGAAUCAAAGGUCCACAUAGAACAGUGCUAGAUGAUUUGAAGACAGCUGUGAUAUUUACGGGGUUCAGUUUUGGCUUGUCUCCAGUUCUGGUCUCAUUGACAGAAACUAUCUCCACUGAUACCAUUUACGCCAUGACAACAGUGAUGCUGCUCGCUAACCUCAUCUUCCAUGACUACGGAGCAAGCGCUGCAAUGGUUUCAGAGGCUUUGUCUCUCAAUGCUGGGAUAUUCGCCUCGGUGUGUCUGGCCUCCAGACUCCAUACAACAUGGCAUGCCUUUGCUACAGUCACACUUUCCCUACUCGUGUUUGGUCUCUGGCCAAUGUUGAGGAAACAAAUGAAGAAGGCUAUCCCAGGAAGCCAGAUUGGAAUGACCUUGACCCUAUGUUGUGUAUCCAUUGUUGCUUUGGUAACAGUGUCAGCAGUUGCAGCUGUCCUGGGGAUAUUGCUCAUAUUGUUCAUCACAUUCGUAUGUCCAGCUUGGCUCAUCAGUCUUCAGCCUUACAAAAACAAUAUAUACGGUCCCUGGGAUGAAGCUGUCAUUCAAACCAAAUGAAAACGGCAGUAAUACAUUACCCUCAGGUAGAUGAAUACUCUAAAAGUCUCAGAUGUCUUCACAUCUGUUAAACAGCGCAACGAUGUCUCUACACCUCUUGAACAGUGAACAUCUGUUGCACACUAAAACAGCCAGAUGAUUCUGCAUUGGUUGAAAAGAAGAAGUCCAAGAUCUGUUCAACAAUGAAAGUGCAAGAUGUUUCCGCAUCGGUACAACAGUGACAGUCCAAGAUCUAUUGAAUAGUGUAAGUGCAAUAUGUUUCCGCUUCGGUUGAACUGUAGAAGUCCAAGAUCUGUUGAACAAUAGAAGUGCAAUGUUUCUGCAUCAGUUGAACUAUAGAAGUCACUGUUGAACAGUGACUUUGCAAGACGUUUUGUAUUGGUUGAACAGCGGAAGUCCAAGAUCUGUUUAACGGUGAAAGUGCAAGACGUUUCUGUAUUGGUUGAACAGCGGAAAUCCAAGAUCUGUUGAACAGUGAAAGUGCAAGAUGUUUCUGCAUUGGUUGAACAGCGUAAGUCCAAGAUCUGUUUAACAGUGAAAGUGCAAGACGUUUUUGCAUUGGUUGAACAGUAGAAGUCCAAGAUCUGUUGAACAGUGAAAGUGCAAUGUUUGUACAUCAGUUGAAUUAUAGAAGGCCAAGAUAUGUUGAACAGUGACUUUGCAUGACGUCUCUGUAUUGGUUGAACAGCGGAAGUCCUAGAUCUGUUGCAAUGUUCUACAUCAGUCGAACUAUAGAAUUCCAAGAUCUGUUGAACAGUAAAAGUGCAAGAUGUUUCUGCAUUUGUUGAACAGUGGAAAUAUUUAACGUGUGGCCCAAAUUGUUUUUUUUUUUUUUUAAUUGGUAAACAAGUCCGCAAUCGGCACCUUUUG
This is a messenger RNA of Pecten maximus, 1987 nucleotides long. RefSeq names its product phosphatidylinositol N-acetylglucosaminyltransferase subunit C-like. Gene Ontology annotation, cellular component: membrane; glycosylphosphatidylinositol-N-acetylglucosaminyltransferase (GPI-GnT) complex. The coding region runs from base 464 to 1117 and encodes 217 amino acids. The transcript has 6 exons. Lineage: Eukaryota; Metazoa; Mollusca; Bivalvia; Pectinida; Pectinidae. Gene Ontology annotation, biological process: GPI anchor biosynthetic process. The record is from RefSeq and is a predicted model, not a curated record.